AUGCGAUAUUUCACUGAAGUAAGAAGCUCGCGAUGUGACUGCUGCGAUAAUUGCAUAACCGGCUCUAAUAAGUUCCUCCACGAUCGAGGUAUGAUAAACCUUUCGGUGACUCCCCAUCUGACCGCUCUUCCCUCCCUAAAAAAAACAUCCCUAUGCACUGAGCCUGAUCGAGUGAGCCCUGUAAAGUUGUGUGAUCUGGAUCUAGCAAGUCGUCCUGUGAAAGGUCAUUCUCCACCAAGAAUGCCACAGAUCGCUUCUGAGCCGGAUCUGGCCUCACCUGUUGGAAGUGCUGAAUUCAUGGCUCCGGAGGUUGUCGACGCAUUUGUCAACGAUGCGCUGCGAUACGACAAACGUUGCGAUAUGUGGUCACUUGGUGUCAUCCUUUACAUCAUGCUGUGUGGAUAUGCUCCAUUCCAGGGGGAAUGCGAUGACGAGGAUUGCGGCUGGUCUGAGGGGCAACCAUGUGACGACUGUCAGCAGGAGCUGUUCCGCCGCAUCCAAUGUGGCGAAUACGACUUUCCACCUGACGAAUGGGACAUGAUUAGCGCUGAAGCAAAGCAUCUUGUCAAAAGUCUCUUGGUGAAGAAUGUGAGCGAACGUCUUACUGCAAAUGAGGUUCUCGACCACCCUUGGGUCAAACAGAGCGCACCAAGCACCAUACUUCAGACUCCGAGCAAUUUGUUUAGGAUUGAUUCUGCUCGUGAUGUGCAGCAGAUGAGUGAGCACUUCAACGUGAUGAACCGUCUUGUGGCAGCUCGUCUGAGCUCACGUCUCGAGAAAAUUAGCAUGAAUGAGGAUGAACAGGAGAGUACAACUGAUUCGGUCAGUAGCGCAAGCCCUACUGAUCCACCACCGACUCAGCUUUGUGCAAACGAUCGCCAGGUCCCACAAGCGCUUCCGUUGUUCAUGAUGCCACCAGAAGCGUUCAUGGAUCCGUUCAGCGGAAUGAUGAUAUAUCCUCCUGGAAGUGAGCCACCUUCACCGGCUAUCAGUGCGAAAAAUCGCCUGAAUGCCACUAAAUCGAUCUCUGACGGAGGUUCCCUAGCUCAGAAGAACGGUAGCUAUGGGGUCAAGACGGGAGCGUCUCCAUCGUCACUUCUUCGUGCUCGUAAUAGCGCCAAUGGUAUUCGUCGUUACAUUGCUAGCGUGUCUCGCGGUCCAACUCCGGAGACUUGUCAGGGUGCAGUUGUCAGACAGGAAUCACUAUCCGAUCUACCGUCACACACCGGAAACUGA
Cooperia oncophora is the source of this 1236-nucleotide messenger RNA. Lineage: Eukaryota; Metazoa; Nematoda; Chromadorea; Rhabditida; Trichostrongylidae. The record is from the annotation of a GenBank genome assembly.